GUAGUCAAUGAUGAAGUAGGUGAGAACCUCAGUUUCAUAACUAAAGGAUAAAUUAUUAACUUUUGUACUACCCCAAUAUGGUGUUGACAAUUACUAGAUUUUACAAGACCUUCUACUCCAUUCAUUAGUUGACAUAGAUAGAUAAAACUGAAUGCCAAGGUGAUAAGCCAAUGAUAGUUGUAAAAAUAUGCAGCAUCCUCCGCUAUUUCCUUUUCCAGUUCCCAGCCCUGAAAACAGUAGAAGAAACUGUGUCAUAGCUUUCACCACUCCCCAAAACUACGCACCAAGAUUAUCUGAACUCAUACAUCUCAAAGGAUGGACACCCCUUUGGUGUCCUACCGCCAUUGUUGAAUCUACGGAACAAACAAUCUCUUCCAUUCAUCACUACCUCAACCCACAAGCUGGUAUCGAUGAACCCAAUUCGUUUCUUGAAGAAUUUUCAGCUCUAGCGUUCACUUCAAGAACUGGGAUUACUGCUUUUUCACAAGCUUUAUCGAUUAACCCCACACCCCCAUUAACCCCAAAUGGAGAAAUUCUCACAAUUGCAGCUUUGGGUAAUGAUGCUGAGCUUCUGGAUCGAGAUUUCAUUCGAAAAAUGUGUGAAAACCCUGAAAGAAUUCGAGUUUUGGUUCCUUCAAUUGCAACCCCAUCUGGGUUAGUGGAGGCAUUAGGAUUAGGUCAAGGAAGAAAAGUGUUAUGCCCAGUUCCAUUAGUGAUUGGGUUGAAUGAACCACCUGUUGUGCCGAAAUUCCUUGAUGAUUUAUCGAAAAGGGGGUGGAUUCCAUUGAGAUUAGACGCGUAUGAGACGCGAUGGGCAGGGGCAAAAUGUGCUGUGGAUGUGGUGGCAAAGAGUGAAGAAGAGUGUGGAUUUGAUGCUAUUGUGUUUACUAGUACUGGAGAAGUGGAAGGUUUGUUGAAGAGUUUGGAGGAAUUCGGAUUGGAUUGGUCAAUGGUGAGGAGGAGAUGUCCAAGAAUGGUGGUGGCAGCUCAUGGCCCUGUUACAGCUGCUGGUGCUGAGAGUUUGGGUGUUGGCAUUGAUGUGGUAAGUUCAAAUUUUGGUAGCUUUGAUGGUGUUGUUGAUGCAUUAGCUCAUAAAUGGAAAUCAUUGCAAAAUCAAGAAUCUUGAAAUUUGGUUUUUGCUCAUCAUUGAAAGUUUUGAUUGGAGCUAGAAUUUGCUAUUUAUAGCCAAAAUUUGUUCACAGCAUGUCUUUUAGUUUUGUACUAAUUUGGAAAAGUUUUAGUAAUUUUUGAUGUUGUGAGUUAUAAAGUUUUGAUGUUCAUGUGGAUACAACAUUUCUCAUAAAUGCAAUCAAUUGGAAAA
Molecule: messenger RNA, 1321 nt
Organism: Solanum pennellii
Lineage: Eukaryota; Viridiplantae; Streptophyta; Magnoliopsida; Solanales; Solanaceae
Exons: 1
Coding region: 188-1126 (312 amino acids)
Biological process (GO): tetrapyrrole biosynthetic process
Molecular function (GO): uroporphyrinogen-III synthase activity
Source: RefSeq, a predicted model, not a curated record